GAAGGGGUGGGAAUCUGAGGAGGAGACUAUCUUUUUAUUAUUAUUUUAAAUUUUUUUAAAAUAUUAUUUUCGCCGUACAAAGAGGACGCUCGGAAUUCACCGGCCUGUCGGCUCCCGAGAGGGACCCGGGAAUUGUGCGGUCGCUUUUCUUCAUCUGCUUUUUUUUUUUUUUUUGGUUUGUUUCGUUGGUUGGUUUGGUUUUUUGUUUGUUUUGACUGGGGGCUUUUUAUUUUUAUUACUCUCCUUAUCGUUCCCCGCUGAGCAGCGGCGGCAGCAGCAGCAAUAUGGCUGGUGAUGGGCUUUUUGGGGGGCGCUGGCGGCGGGAGGAGCUCUCGGAAGCCCCUGCGCGCCCGGCUCGCUGUUAGCUAUGGCAAAUGGCAGCGGCGGCGGCUCCUACCCGGGCGGCAGCGGCAGCGGCAUUAGAAUGAGUAACAAUAUCAACGCCAACAAUCUCAACACAGACUCGUCCUCCUCCCCCGUCAAUGUGCCCAAGAUGGAUGCGCUCAUCAUCCCGGUGACCAUGGAGGUGCCCUGCGAUAGCCGCGGACAGCGCAUGUGGUGGGCUUUCCUCGCCUCAUCCAUGGUUACUUUCUUUGGGGGACUGUUUAUCAUCCUGCUGUGGAGGACCCUCAAGUACCUGUGGACUGUCUGCUGCCACUGCGGGGUCAAAAACAAGGAGGCCCAGAAGAUCAAUGGUGGUGGAGAUACACAGGCAGAUGGAGCCUGCAAACCAACAGAUGAAAAAGAGGAAAAUGUGGCAGCAGAAGUGGGAUGGAUGACGUCUGUGAAGGAUUGGGCAGGAGUCAUGAUAUCUGCCCAGACAUUAACUGGCAGAGUACUUGUUGUCUUAGUCUUCGCUCUUAGUAUUGGUGCUCUUGUAAUAUACUUCAUAGAUUCAUCAAACCCAAUAGAAUCCUGCCAGAAUUUCUACAAAGAUUUCACAUUACAGAUCGACAUGGCUUUCAAUGUGUUCUUCCUACUCUACUUCGGCUUGCGUUUUAUAGCAGCCAAUGACAAGCUAUGGUUUUGGCUAGAAGUUAACUCAGUGGUAGAUUUCUUCACGGUCCCUCCAGUGUUUGUGUCAGUAUAUUUAAACAGAAGUUGGCUUGGUUUAAGAUUUUUAAGAGCCCUUAGACUGAUACAAUUUUCAGAAAUCUUGCAGUUUCUGAAUAUACUUAAAACAAGUAAUUCCAUCAAGCUAGUGAAUCUGUGCUCUAUAUUUAUCAGCACGUGGCUGACAGCAGCUGGGUUCAUACAUUUGGUGGAGAACUCAGGGGAUCCAUGGGAAAAUUUCCAAAAUAACCAACCCCUAACAUACUGGGAAUGUGUUUAUUUGCUGAUGGUUACAAUGUCCACUGUUGGCUAUGGAGAUGUUUAUGCAAAAACAACCCUUGGUCGCCUUUUCAUGGUCUUCUUCAUCCUUGGGGGAUUGGCAAUGUUUGCUCGCUACGUGCCAGAAAUUGCUGCUCUCAUCCUUAAUCGGAAGAAAUACGGCGGAACUUUUAACUCAACCCGAGGCAGAAAGCACAUAGUUGUCUGUGGUCACAUAACACUUGAAAGUGUGUCGAACUUCCUGAAGGACUUCCUGCACAAGGAUAGGGAUGAUGUCAAUGUAGAAAUCGUCUUUCUGCAUAAUAUCUCCCCUAACCUUGAGCUGGAAGCUCUUUUUAAACGACACUUCACUCAGGUGGAAUUUUAUCAGGGUUCAGUCCUUAAUCCCCACGACCUGGCAAGAGUGAAGAUAGAGUCAGCAGAUGCGUGCCUAAUCCUUGCCAAUAAAUACUGCGCUGACCCAGAUGCUGAAGAUGCCUCCAAUAUUAUGAGAGUUAUAUCCAUAAAGAAUUAUCAUCCGAAGAUAAGAAUUAUCACUCAGAUGUUGCAGUACCACAAUAAGGCCCAUCUACUAAAUAUCCCAAGCUGGAACUGGAAAGAAGGGGAUGAUGCAAUCUGUCUUGCUGAGCUGAAGCUGGGUUUCAUAGCCCAGAGCUGCCUGGCACCAGGCCUUUCCACCAUGUUAGCCAACCUCUUCUCCAUGAGGUCAUUCAUAAAGAUUGAGGAGGAUACGUGGCAGAAAUACUACCUGGAAGGAGUUGCAAAUGAAAUGUAUACAGAGUAUCUGUCUAGUGCCUUUGUGGGUUUGUCCUUCCCUGCAGUUUGUGAGCUGGUGUUUGCCAAGCUGAAGCUCCUGAUGAUAGCCAUAGAAUACAAGUCGGAGAAGCGCGAGAGCAGUAUAUUAAUCAAUCCUGGAAACCACGUCAAGAUUCAAGAAGGUACCUUAGGAUUCUUCAUUGCAAGUGAUGCCAAAGAAGUAAAAAGGGCAUAUUUUUACUGCAAGGCCUGUCAUGAUGACAUCACAGAUCCCAAAAGGAUAAAAAAAUGUGGCUGCAAACGGCUAGCCACAAGGAGAGCAAAGCACAUGGAAAGCAUGCCUGAUGUGGAAGGAAUGUAUGCAUUGCCUAACAUAUUGGAAAAAAAUUGUUCAAGAACAGUUUAUCCAUGUGAGAAUGUGACCUUUGAACUGCUGCCAAAGCCAAUGAGUCUGCUGACCAAGAUGUCCAUCUACAAGAGAAUGAGACUGGCAUGUUGUUUUGAUUGCGGACGCUCUGAGCGUGACUGCUCUUGCAUGUCAGGCAGUGUACAUAGUAACAUGGACACCCUUGAGAGAGCCUUCCCACUUUCUUCUGUCUCUGUUAAUGAUUGCUCCACCAGUUUACGUGCCUUUGAAGAUGAGCAGCCGUCGACACUAUCACCCAAAAAAAAGCAGCGAAAUGGAGGCAUGCGAAAUUCACCCAACUCCUCACCCAAACUGAUGAGGCAUGACCCCUUGUUAAUUCCUGGCAACGAGCAGAUUGACAAUAUGGAUGCCAACGUGAAAAAAUACGACUCUACAGGGAUGUUUCAUUGGUGUCCAGCCAAAGACAUCGAAAAGGUCAUUUUGACUCGAAGUGAAGCAGCGAUGACAGUUUUAAGUGGGCAUGUAGUCGUUUGCAUAUUUGGGGAUGUUAAAUCUGCUUUGAUUGGAUUAAGAAAUUUAGUGAUGCCAUUACGAGCCAGCAACUUUCACUACCAUGAACUCAAGCACAUUGUGUUUGUGGGUUCACUUGAAUACCUGAGAAGGGAAUGGGAGACACUGCAUAACUUCCCCAAGGUUUCAAUCUUGCCUGGUACGCCAUUAAGUCGGGCUGAUUUAAGGGCUGUCAACAUCAACCUCUGCGACAUGUGCGUUAUCCUGUCAGCCAAUCAGAAUAAUAUUGAUGAUGCUUCGCUGCAGGACAAGGAAUGCAUCUUGGCGUCACUCAACAUCAAAUCUAUGCAGUUUGAUGACAGCAUUGGGGUCUUGCAGGCUAAUUCCCAAGGCUUUACACCUCCUGGGAUGGAUAGGACAUCUCCAGACAACAGUCCAGUCCAUGGCCUUUUACGUCAACCCUCCAUUACAACAGGAGCCAACAUCCCUAUAAUUACAGAGCUAGUAAAUGAUUCAAAUGUUCAGUUCUUGGACCAAGAUGACGAUGAUGAUCCCGACACAGAACUGUAUCUCACGCAGCCUUUUGCUUGUGGAACCGCAUUUGCUGUCAGCGUGCUGGACUCUCUCAUGAGCGCAACAUACUUCAAUGACAAUAUCCUCACACUGAUACGGACAUUGGUAACAGGAGGAGCCACACCAGAGCUGGAAGCACUGAUUGCUGAGGAAAAUGCAUUGAGAGGAGGUUACAGCACGCCCCAGACACUUGCAAACAGGGACAGGUGUCGAGUUGCUCAGUUGGCUUUGUAUGAUGGGCCAUUUGCAGACCUAGGGGAUGGAGGUUGUUAUGGAGAUCUGUUUUGUAAAGCACUGAAAACAUACAAUAUGCUUUGCUUUGGAAUUUAUCGAUUAAGGGAUGCACAUCUAAGCACUCCCAGCCAAUGCACUAAACGUUACGUUAUCACAAACCCACCAUAUGAAUUCGAGCUUGUGCCGACGGACUUGAUCUUCUGUUUGAUGCAAUUUGACCACAACGCUGGCCAGUCCCGAGCCAGCCUUUCUCAUUCCUCCCAUUCCUCCUACUCUUCCAGCAAGAAGAGCUCAUCAGUUCACUCCAUCCCAUCAACAGCCAACCGACAGAACCGCACCAAGAGCAGAGAUUCUCGGGACAAACAGAAGUAUGUGCAGGAGGAUAGACUUUGAUAUGUGUAUCUGCUCCCACUGUGUGUGAAACUUGCAUUCACCACCCAUUCUCCCCGGUUAAUGUUUCCAGCAGUAAUGUUCCCUGUUUUCCCAUGGAGUUCUCCCUUUUUUGUACACAUAUUUUGCAUAUGUAUGACAGUGUGCAUGUGAUUGUCAUUUUUAUUUCACCACCAUAAAACCCUUAAGCACAACAGCAACAAAGCAGACGGACCAAAAGUUAUUUAUGAUGCUAGGGGAGAAUAAAAAAAGAAUUCCAAACCCAUAGGCACACUGAAAACAUAAAUAACUCACUGCAGUUACUCUACAUAUCCGAAAAUAGAGUAUAUUUAACACGAACACUUGCUCUUGAUGUCAGAGUUACACAAAGAAAGUCAUUUAGUGCAGAAGUGUUGAUGUAUGUUGCAGUAGGUUUUUUUAAUACUCAUAUUUACAGGAGCUCAUACAUUUAUUUGAAGCUUAUAAAACUCUCCUAUUGAAAAAAAAAAGCAACUAAAAUCAUGAAAAAAAAAAUCCCUGCUGAUUUUUUCACUCUCAAAGCUUAUAUUAUAUAGGGCUUACACUCCUUGUAUAGAUUAUUGCUAGACAUCUGCUUUAUACCAAAGCAAUAUCAGGGACUUUUCUGCUUGUUUAAAAACUUUCUCUAAAAUACUAGUCUUUUGGAGACCGUGUAUUUUCCCUUUAACACUGAAAUUGUCGGGGCAUGAAGUUUUACAACUCCAAUGGUUUAAGUUUAGAAAGGCUCUAAUUGCAUAUUAAAUUAUUAUUCUGUCUAUUUAUAUUGCCACAUGAAUCGCUAUAUAUUCUUUCACUUUUGACAUUUGGGAUAAAAAGCCAUAUGUAUCAUAAAUAUUGGAUGUAAGUCAUUAAAAACUGCCUUCUUGGGAUUUUUACGUCUUUAAAAGGUGAAUUAGUCACCUUAUGUACAGAAUAAAUAAUGUUCAGAAAAGAGCAAGCAUUUUUCUAUGCUUACAUAUCAGAUCUCAAGGGACUUUGUUCCUUUCCCCAGAUGGUAGUUUAACUUUUCCAAGUUAGUGUUCAUAUAAAUCUUCCAACAAGAGUCCUAAUAUGUGAAGAACCUCCAGAAAUCUUGCUGCAUGUUCUACCUGUUUUUUUCAACAGGUGCAUGCCAGUAUGCAGGAAUGCAGGGGAGACAACUGAGUGCCUUUAAAUCUCUCCCAUUUGGGGAGAAAAGGUGCUGUGCCCCAGACUGUUAAUGACGAGAACAAGAGGGCUGGGUUGAAAAUAUUCACAGUGCUGAGGUGUCGUGUUCCAUGCACUUGCCAGAAUUUAGUUCUUGCAAAUUGUCACCAAUGACACAUGUAGCCAAAAAAAAGUUGUGGCAGGGAACUAAAUAAAGUAGUGGAAAGGACCCUGCCCUAGACAGCCAUAGAAAUGAUAGUUCAGGCUUGCUUUUACUUUUCUUUUUCCUUGGUUUAAACUUCAGAAGCCAAUGUAUAUUUUGAAAUAUACAGCUAGCUCUAGGUUUAUGGAGGGUUUCCGAGGGUAGGGAGGGCAGAAACACAUACCCUCUUCCCUGGCUAUCCAGCAAGAAAGCAUGCAGACAGAAAAAUAUUUAUAUUUGGAAUGAUUAGCAUUGUAACUACCAACCCAAUCAAGGUGCUUUUAUGGUUAGUUUUGUCUUCUACCUUCCCCUUCCCCAAGCAUGAUAAUUUUGAAGAUUUGCUUGCUGUGUGAAUUGACAAUAAAGCCAAGCACUUUUACUGACAAAACCUGGAACCAUGUAAGUGGGCUACAGAGAAUACCACUGUGCAGUGCUGAGCAUAAUGAUUGGAAUACAGUCUAUAUGUGUGAGUGUGCAUUCAAACGCAGCUGUAAGUCCAAUCAGUGAAAUACAUUGCAAAUUAUGGUUGCUCCCCUACAAAUGAGACUAUUACAGUUGCUCUUCAUCAUGAAGAAAAAUUCACGUGUUCCUUUUUGCAAAGAAAGUUAUCAUGUUUUGCCCUCAGAAUAUUUAUUGCUACAAGGAUGUGCCAGUUAAAGUGCUCAACCAGAAAUAUGACAGUUUAAAAGCAUUGUAAAACUUACAUAGCUUACUUCUUUUUCUAAAGUGCAACAAGGAUGAAUAGAAUGGGCCAAGGUAUGAAAAUUAAUGGUUCUGCAUGACCUAGCAACUGCUGUGGGUUUCCCUCUAUAACUUUGUCCUUGUGAAAACUUGUGAAAUUAAAAAAAAAUAGUUACAAACCUUA
Molecule: messenger RNA, 6372 nt
Organism: Haemorhous mexicanus (house finch)
Lineage: Eukaryota; Metazoa; Chordata; Aves; Passeriformes; Fringillidae
Gene: KCNMA1
Product: potassium calcium-activated channel subfamily M alpha 1
Exons: 29
Coding region: 368-4165 (1265 amino acids)
Biological process (GO): transmembrane transport; potassium ion transport
Cellular component (GO): postsynaptic membrane
Molecular function (GO): large conductance calcium-activated potassium channel activity
Source: RefSeq, a predicted model, not a curated record